AUGUACCCGGACCUAUUCGAAGGAUUCAGAUUAAAAAAUCAGGACUUGAUGAAAUAUGAUACGUCGUUGGUCUCGUUUGAUGGAAGGGUGGUGAUUGUCGAGGGUAAAAUUUCCCUUCAUGUAAAUAUGGAACGUAAGGAAGUGAUGGUGACCUUUAUAGUAGUUAAAUCAUUCUCCCCAUACACGGCGAUCCUGGGAAGGCCGUGGAUUCAUGCAAUGGGAGUUGUUCCAUCCACCUUGCACGUGAAGGUUAAAUUUCCUACCGAACAAGGCGUUGCCAUAGUACGAGGAAGCCAGCAAGUGGCUAGGCAAUGCCUAGUUGCCACAGUUAGUUGGAAGGGCAAGCAGGCUGAACAAAAGGAAACCACUAAGGAGACAUCUUUGUAUUUUCAAAUAGGAACGAGCAUGAAGAACCAAGAUAAGGUAGAAAUGUUGUUAUUCCUUAUGCAGAACGUGAAUGCUUUUGCAUGGAGUUUGUACGAAGUACCUGGGGUGGACCCUGAUUUCAUUGUCCAUAAGUUUAAUGUGGACCCAUCAUUCCACCCAAAGAAGCAGAAGCUAAGGAGAGCGGCCAAUGAGCAUGUUGACGCGGUAAAGUUGGAAGUCCAAAGGUUGAAGGAAGCUGGGGUGAUAAGGGAGAUCUUCUUGUCAGAAUGGCUAGUAAAUACUGUGGUAGUGAAGAAGAAGAAUGGCAAGUGGAGGGUUUGUGUAGAUUUCACAGACUUAAACCGGGCAUGCCUGAAAGAUCCGUUCCCUAUGCCGAAGAUCGACCAAUUGGUAGAUGCCACAUACGGAUACCCAAGGAUGAGCUUCUUGGAUGUCUUUCAAGGGUAUCAUCAGAUUGCCCUGGCACCUGAGGACUGA
Messenger RNA from Quercus lobata, 864 nucleotides. RefSeq lists its product as uncharacterized. The record is from RefSeq and is a predicted model, not a curated record. Lineage: Eukaryota; Viridiplantae; Streptophyta; Magnoliopsida; Fagales; Fagaceae. The transcript has 2 exons. Bases 1 to 864 code for a protein of 287 amino acids.